UAUUCAGGGUGCGGUGGAGACAAUUGGCAAGGACAAAAGGCAAAAACGAGUGUCAAGAGACACGCUGCGAAAAGAUGAAAAAGAAAAAAAAGUCGAGGAAACGCCGGCGGAAAAAGCCGAUGGAGGAAAGCCGGUUCCGUGGUAGGACAGGUAUUUCAGGUAACAGAAGAGUGGGGCUCAGUGCUGGCUGAGAUGGACACGGGUGAAGACAUCGCGACUUUUCUUUCUACUCUCCUCGUCGUCCUUCGUGAAGAAGCCGUUCUCGCGACACCACAAGAAAAACCCGUCGUCGUCUUCAAGCAGCCAGACCUGCUUCAGAAAGAGUUGAAUCUAACAUUGGAUGAAACAUGCACAGAAGAAGAACUGCUUUUAAUAUGCAGAAAAGUAGCAAGAUACAGUGUCAAAACGAGCCAUCCUUACUUUCUUAACCAACUGUAUGCUGGUGUUGACAAAUACGGUCUUGCUGGAGCUUUGUUUUCUGAAGCUCUAAAUACAAACCAGUAUACGUAUGAAGUUGCUCCGGCAUUUUCUCUGUGUGAAAUGGAAGUUAUUCGAAAGUCUUUAAAACUAGUCGGUUUCACCCAAGGCGAUGGAAUAUUUUCUCCAGGAGGGAGUUUAUCUAAUAUGUAUGGGAUUGUAUUGGCGAGGUAUCAAAAGUGUCCGAACGUGAAGAAGUCUGGCAUAGCUGGAAUGAAACCUUUUGUCGUUUUCACAUCAAAGGAUGCACACUACUCUUUUACGAAAGGUGCUCAUUGGCUCGGUAUUGGUACAGACAAUGUCAAAGCGAUUGAAGCCGAUUUCAAUGGAAGGAUGAUUCCCGAGAAGAUAGAGGAGGCCAUCAAAAUGGCAAUCAAAGAAGAUAAAGUGCCAAUAAUGGUCAAUGCCACUGCUGGCACAACAGUUCUUGGAGCCUUUGACAAAUUCAAUGAUAUUGCUGAUAUUUGCAAAAAAUAUGGUAUCUGGAUGCAUGUCGAUGCAUGUUGGGGAGGAAGUCUUUUAUUUUCAAAGGAUUAUCGAUAUAAAUUAAAUGGCAUUGAAAGGGCAGAUUCAAUUUCAUGGAAUCCACAUAAAAUGCUAGGUGCACCAUUACAAUGCUCUAUGUUUCUUGUGAAACACACGAAUUUACUUAAAGAAUGCAACAUGGCCGGGGCCACCUACCUUUUUCAACAGGACAAAAUGUAUGAUGUCAAGUAUGACAGUGGAGACAAAUCGCUUCAAUGUGGAAGAAAAGUUGAUGCUUUUAAAUUUUGGUCAAUGUGGAAGAUCAGAGGAUCUGAUCAAUUAUCUCACAUGGUUGACAAUGCCAUAAAUUGUGCCAAGUACUUUUUAGAAGAAAUAAAAAAGCGUCACAACUUUAUAUUGCUCCUUGAGGAGUUUGACACUUCAAACGUUUGCUUCUGGUACAUCCCAGAACGGCUCAUCGGACUGGAGAAAACAAAAACCUGGUGGGAUGAAGUCAACCAGAUUGCUCCAAACCUAAAAAAGAAAUUUGUCGAAGAGUCAUGCCUCAUGAUCGGGUAUCAACCCCUUGCCCACAGGAAUUUGAAGAAUUUCUUCCGCUUAGUCGUGACAUGCCACCCUGUACGUACCAAGGCCCACAUGGACAAUAUUAUACAAAUGUUUGAGCGACAUGGCAAAAAUCUUUGAAUUUAUACACCUAACAAAAUAUUUAUAAAAUUAUAUUGUAAAUUCUGUCUUGAUUGUUCUAACACAAUAUUUUGUAUAUUGUCAUGUUUUCAGUAUUAUAUCAAUUUAUCUCUUGUUCAAAUGUUAUUUCAUGAAAUUACUCAAAAAAUCAAAUUUUGAAUUCAAUAUUAUGACAUUGAUUCAUGUAAUUUGAAAUUGACAAAAUUACAAAAAUAGAAAUUGAAGACAAGAAGGGAAAAAGGAAGUGAAGUUUCAUACUUAUACAAGCCAACAAAAAAGUUUUGCACAGUAUGAAAAAACAAGUCAAUUGUUCAGUUACAUUUUACAUGAAACGUUUAGUAGACAAAAAAAAGAAAAAAAAGGAAAAAAGAGCAAUUUUCACAGACAGUAGAAAGCAAAAAUAAUAUGAAACUAUCCAUUAUGGAAGGUGGUCAAUAUUGUGUCAAUUGAAAAUAGUGUGAAUCAAAGUUGAAAUAAUAUACAUAAUACAAAAUGACUUAUCAAUGUGAAUGAAGUUACAUUUCCACAGCCUCUCUUUAUAAAACAAUUGAAAACUGGGGAGCCUCAGAAAAGAUCUGCCAAUGGGUGUAAGAAGGCCUAAGGAACAGGAUAAUCACAUCCACUUUGAGCAGUGCAACCAUCUGG
Cimex lectularius (bed bug) is the source of this 2292-nucleotide messenger RNA. RefSeq names its product cysteine sulfinic acid decarboxylase. The coding region runs from base 193 to 1647 and encodes 484 amino acids. Gene Ontology annotation, cellular component: cytoplasm. NCBI's taxonomy places the organism in Eukaryota, Metazoa, Arthropoda, Insecta, Hemiptera, Cimicidae. Gene Ontology annotation, biological process: carboxylic acid metabolic process. Gene Ontology annotation, molecular function: carboxy-lyase activity; pyridoxal phosphate binding. The record is from RefSeq and is a predicted model, not a curated record. The transcript has 10 exons.